This is a messenger RNA of Sorex fumeus (smoky shrew), 3398 nucleotides long. RefSeq names its product DNA replication helicase/nuclease 2 (gene DNA2). Gene Ontology annotation, biological process: replication fork reversal. Gene Ontology annotation, molecular function: single-stranded DNA helicase activity; 5'-flap endonuclease activity. NCBI's taxonomy places the organism in Eukaryota, Metazoa, Chordata, Mammalia, Eulipotyphla, Soricidae. The record is from RefSeq and is a predicted model, not a curated record. Gene Ontology annotation, cellular component: cytoplasm. The transcript has 21 exons. The coding region runs from base 1 to 3189 and encodes 1062 amino acids.
AUGGAGCAGCUGGACGACGUGGAGUGGCUGGUGGAGAGAAGCUUCGGGGAGGAAGCGGCGCGGCCCGAGGCGCUAUUUCAGAAGAAUGUGGAAGCUUCUUUUUCUAAAACAGUGCUGAGCCAAGGGAUGGAUAAUCGAUUUCUAGUCUUAGCCGUCAAUCCUGUGCAGAAUGAAGACGGGGAACUUGAAAAGCACCUGACAAUCACAGCUUCUCAGUCACUACAGAAUAAAGAAUUGUGCAUCCUGAGGAACAGCUGGUGCUCUGUACCAGUUGCUCCUGGGGACAUCAUCCAUUUGGAGGGAGACUGCACAUCUGAUACUUGGAUAAUAGAUGAAGAUUCGGGAUAUUUAAUUCUGUAUCCAGAUAUGUUUAUUUCUGGUACAAGCGUUGCCAGUAGUAUCCGAUGUAUGAGACGAGCUGUCUUGAGUGAAAUUUUCAGGAGCUCCGAUCUCGUCACACGCCAAAUGCUGGUUGGUACUGUUCUCCAUGAAGUUUUCCAAAAAGCCAUACGUGAUACCUUUGCGCUAGAAAAGCUACGACAACUUGCAUCUCAAACUCUUCAAGAAAUAAGACAUCUGAAGGAAAUGUAUCGCUUAAAUCUGAAUCAAGAUGAAAUAAAACAAGACAUAGAGGAAUACCUUCCGUCGUUUUCUAAAUGGGCUGACGACUUCAUGCACAAAGAGAGUGCAGCUGACUUUCCUCAGAUGAAGCUCUCUCUGCCAAGUGAUGGGAAUAACAGUAGCCCAGUAUGCAAUAUUGAAGUAGUAAACUCAUUGGAUAUUGAAGAAAGCAUUUGGUCUCCUAGGUUUGGAUUGAAGGGCAAAAUAGAUGUUACAGUUGGUGUGAAAAUACAUCGAGGAGGUAAAAUGAAAUAUAAGAUAAUGCCCCUGGAACUGAAAACUGGUAAAGAAUCAAACUCUAUUGAGCAUCGUAGUCAGCUUGUUCUGUACACGCUGCUAAGCCAAGAGCGAAGAGCUGACCCCGAGGCUGGCCUGCUCCUUUACCUCAAGACUGGCCAGCUGUACCCUGUGCCCGCCAAUCAUCUGGACAAGCGAGAAUUAUUAAAGCUCAGAAACCAGAUGGCAUUCUCUCUGUUUCACCGCCUUAGCAAAUCGGCUGCUGGGACGGAGAAGACAAAGCUUGCUGCGUUGCCACAGAUCAUUGAGGAGCAGCAGACCUGCAAAUACUGUUCGCAAGCGGGCAGCUGUGCUCUGUACAGCAGAGCAAUUGAACAGCAAAUGGAUGAUCUCUUGGUGCCUAUUGAGACGCUGCACAAAAUUGAAGAAGAAACCCAGCAUCUGAAGCUUAUUCACUUGGAAUAUUUCCACCGCUGGUGCCUGAUGUUAACCCUGGAAUCAAAAUCAAAGGACAUUAAAAAGAGUCAGCAAAAUAUUUGGCUAAUGCCUCCUUCAGCAUCGGAGGAGAGUGGCAGCUGCGUUGGAAACCUGCUAAGAACAGAACACGUCAAAGCGGUUUGUGAUGGACAGUAUUUACAUACGUUUCGCCGUGAAAAUGGUGCCAUGCCUGCCACAAACCUGAUGGCCGGUGACAGAGUUAUUUUAAGUGGAGAAGCAAGGACGCUGUUUGCUUUGUCACGGGGAUAUGUGAAGGAGAUUAAUGCCACAGGAGUAACCUGCUUGUUAGACAGGAACUUGUCAGUAUUUCCAGAAUCAACUUUGUUCAGAAUGGACCAAGAAGAAAAGAAUUGUGAUAUAAAUACGCCAUUAGGAAAUCUUUCUAAACUGAUGGAAAAUACUGCUGUGAGCCAAAAGCUUCGAGAGUUAAUCAUUGACUUUCACGAACCCCAGUUUAUAUGCUACCUCAGUUCUGUUCUUCCACAUGACGCAAAGGACACUGUUGCCUGCAUUCUCAGGGGUUUGAAUAAACCUCAGAGGCAAGCCAUGAAAAAGGUCCUUCUUUCAAAAGAUUACACACUCAUCGUGGGCAUGCCUGGCACGGGAAAAACGACGACAAUAUGUACUCUUGUAAGAAUUCUCUAUGCCUGUGGUUUUAGUGUCUUGCUGACCAGCUAUACACACUCAGCUGUUGACAAUAUUCUCUUGAAGUUAGCCAAGUUUAAAAUCGGAUUUUUGCGCUUGGGCCAGACGCAGAAAGUUCACCCAGAUAUCCAGAAGUUUACAGAGGAGGAAAUUUACAGAACCAAGUCCAUUAAGUCCUUAGCUCACCUGGAAGAGCUCUACAACAGUCAACUUAUAGUCGCAACGACAUGUAUGGGAAUAAACCACCCAAUAUUUUCUCGUAAAACUUUCGAUUUUUGUAUUGUGGAUGAAGCGUCUCAGAUUAGCCAGCCCAUUUGCUUGGGGCCCCUCUUCUUUGCCCGGAGAUUCGUGCUGGUGGGGGAUCAUCAGCAGCUCCCUCCCCUUGUGCUGAACCGGGAGGCAAGAGAUCUCGGCAUGAGUGAAAGCUUAUUCAAAAGGCUGGAGAAGAAUAAAGACGCUGUUGUACAGUUAACUGUGCAGUACAGAAUGAACAGUAAGAUCAUGUCCUUAAGUAAUAAAUUGACAUAUGAGGGGAAGCUGGAGUGUGGAUCAGACAAAGUAGCUAAUGCAGUGACAAACCUUCCUAACUUGAAGGAUGUGAAACUGGAACUGGAAUUUUAUGCUGAUUAUUCUGAAAACCCUUGGCUGGCUGGAGCAUUUGAGCCAAACAAUCCUGUUUGUUUUCUUAAUACAGAUAAGGUUCCAGCACCAGAACAAAUUGAAAAGGGAGGUGUGAGCAACAUAACAGAAGCCAAACUUGUAGUUUUCCUGACUUCAAUUUUUAUCAAGGCUGGAUGUAAUCCCUGUGAUAUUGGCAUCAUUGCACCAUACAGGAAGCAACUGAAGAUCAUCAAUGACUUAUUGGCACACUUGUCUCUUGGGAUGGUUGAAGUUAAUACAGUAGACAGAUACCAAGGAAGAGACAAAAGUAUUAUUCUGGUCUCUUUUGUUAGAAGUAAUAAAGAUGGAACUAUUGGUGAACUCUUGAAAGAUUGGCGACGUCUUAAUGUUGCUAUUACCAGAGCCAAACAUAAACUGAUCCUCCUGGGAUCUGUGUCUUCGCUCACCCGCUAUCCCCCUUUGGAGAAGCUUCUUCAUCAUCUGAACUCAGAAAAACUCAUCAUUGAUCUGCCACCAGGAGAACAAGAUAGUCUUUGUCACAUAUUGAGUGAUUCUCAAAGAAGUUAAUACCGUGUCAUCCUUGAGUUUCUCUACUAGUGUGGUGGUUCUUUUUUCUAUUGUCUAUUCAUAAUUUGGAUGUGCCAUAACUCUGCCUGAUUAGAAUGUGAAAGUAACUUUUAAUCAAAGGACAUGAUAUGAAGUAAGCACACUCUGUUAAGAGUUCAGGUUAUUUAUUUUUUAUUUAAUUAAGGUAUAUUCUUUUUGAAGUUCUUUAC